AUGGCAAUCGCUAUAAUUUUGUAUUCGCUACAUGAACAUAUAGCGGCUUUAGCAGAGAUUGAGAAGGAAGGUGUUGAACUCAAUGGCAUUCAAUGUGAUAUUUUUCAAGUUCCCGAAACUUUUGAUGCUGAUACCGUUAAGGAACUAGGUGGCAAGCCAACCAAUUACCCUAUUGCUAAUAGAGAAGUACUAGAGAAAUACGAUGCGUUUUUACUAGGUAUUCCAACUAGGUUUGGUAACAUGCCAGCUCAAUGGUCCGCAUUUUGGGAUGCCACUAACACACUAUGGAUUAAAGGCUCCUUACACGGUAAGUUAGCAGGUGUAUUCGUUUGCACCGGCAGCGGUGGAGGCAAUGAAAAUACGAUUGCAAGUGCUGUGACGACCCUUGUACACCACGGUAUGAUCUACGUGCCGCUGGGUUACUACAACGUUAUGAAAAAAUUGAGUAGGAUGGACAAGGUUAAAGGUGGUGGCCCAUGGGGUGCCGGUACCAUUUCAGGUCCAGAGGGUGAAAGGGAACCGUCGUUGAUUGAAAAGAAGAUUGCAAGAGAACAAGGUAGAAAGUUUGGUAAGAUCUACUGGAAGACUACUCAUUGA
This is a messenger RNA of Zygosaccharomyces rouxii, 597 nucleotides long. RefSeq lists its product as uncharacterized. The transcript has a single exon. The coding region runs from base 1 to 597 and encodes 198 amino acids. The record is from RefSeq and is a predicted model, not a curated record. Gene Ontology annotation, molecular function: FMN binding; NAD(P)H dehydrogenase (quinone) activity. Lineage: Eukaryota; Fungi; Ascomycota; Saccharomycetes; Saccharomycetales; Saccharomycetaceae.